Messenger RNA from Manis pentadactyla (Chinese pangolin), 1651 nucleotides. RefSeq names its product interleukin 10 receptor subunit beta (gene IL10RB). Gene Ontology annotation, molecular function: interleukin-10 receptor activity; protein binding. NCBI's taxonomy places the organism in Eukaryota, Metazoa, Chordata, Mammalia, Pholidota, Manidae. Bases 146 to 1264 code for a protein of 372 amino acids. The record is from RefSeq and is a predicted model, not a curated record. The transcript is spliced from 7 exons.
CGUGGCCUUGUGUUGCCCCGCCCCGCUGGCUCCCGGAAGAGACUUCGGGCCAGGGCGGCCGGCCGCUGCGGGCUCGGGCACGGGGGCGUGUGCCCGGUGGCUGCCCGCAGGCCCCCCGGGCGCCCUCUGCUCUGCCGGCGUGACCAUGGCGCCAUGGCGAUGGCUGGGCGGCUGCUUCCUGCUGUCAGCAUUAGGAAUGGUACCCCCUCCUGAAACUGUCAGAAUACAUUCAGUUAAUUUCAAGAACAUUCUACAAUGGGAGCCGCCUGCUUUUCCCAAAGGGAACCUGACCUUCACAGCUCAGUACCAAAGUUAUAGGAAAUUCCAAGAUAUGUGCACAAGUACUUCCUUGAAGGAAUGUGAUUUCUCAAGUCUUUCCAAGUAUGGUGACCACACCUUGAGAGUCAGGGCUGAAUUCGCCAGCGAGCAUUCAGACUGGGUAAACAUCACCUUCUGUCCUGUGGAUGACACCAUUCUUGGGCCUCCUGGAAUGCAAGUAGAAGCACUUGCUAAUUCUUUACAUAUGCGUUUCUUAGCCCCAAAUAUUGAGAAUGAACCUGAAACAUGGACCAUGAGGAAUAUUUACAACUCAUGGGCUUAUAAUGUACAAUAUUGGAAAAACGGCUCUGAUGAAAAGUGUUCAAUUACUUGUCAAUAUGACUUCGAGGUGCUCAGAAAUCUGGAGCCAUGGACAACUUACUGUGUUCAAGUUCAAGGGUUUCUUCCUGAUCGGAACAAAACUGGAGAAUGGAGUGAGCCUGUCUGUGAGCAAACAGCCAAGGCCGAAACCACCCCCUCCUGGGUGGCCAUCGUGGUCCUUGCAGGCUCAGUGUGCCUGGCCUUACUGUUUCUCCUUGGCUGCUUCGCCUUGCUGUGGUGCGUCUACAAGAAGACCAAGUCCGCCUUCUCCCCCGGGACUUCGCUUCCACAGCACCUGAAAGAGUUUUUGGGCUGCCCUCAACACAGCCGGCUUCUGGUUUUCUCCUUCCCGCUCUCUGAUGAGCAUGAAGUUUUUGACAAACUGAGCGUCAUUACACAAGCGUCUGAAAGCAGCAGGCAGAACCCCGGCGAUGGCCGCAGCCCCAGGACCCCGUCUGGGCAGGGCCCCGUCGAGCUGGCCUCCAAGGAGGACGCGCACUCAGCUGGGUACGGGGACACGCUGCUUCUCCUGUCUGCCUCUGCUGGCGAUCAGGGCAGCAGUCGAGGGCCGGGCGCACCUGAGCAAACCUCAGAUCUGGAACUCUCAGACUCGCAUGACAUCUAAACCACCAAAGAGCUACAUGUUACAGGCUCACGUGGCAAAAAUAAUCCAUUUUGGGAACUUGCUGCUCUAUAAAGACUCUAAUAAUAAAAAAGAAAAAAAUAACUGGCUAUUGACAGUGUAAUUUUUAGCAUCUUAUGUUCACUACUAAUUAGUAACACGUUUUAAUGGUGAGAAACAAAAACAUUUAAAAGGAAUAAAAACUGAGAUGCAUAAAAACAGACCAGACUGCCAAGAGACUAAUCCAAAAACCACCUCAUCUCAAAAGUGGUCAACAGACGCCAUCCAAAGUGCAGGCUUUGGGUUCUCAGGGGCACUUCCACUGGACUUACUUUUCUACCUGUACGUGUUUGUUGUACUAGUGGUGCUCUAUUAAAGUUUUAUUCUCUA